Ricinus communis (castor bean) is the source of this 1585-nucleotide messenger RNA. Its product is annotated as DEAD-box ATP-dependent RNA helicase 39. The coding region runs from base 220 to 1296 and encodes 358 amino acids. The record is from RefSeq and is a predicted model, not a curated record. Gene Ontology annotation, molecular function: RNA binding; ATP binding. The transcript has 5 exons. NCBI's taxonomy places the organism in Eukaryota, Viridiplantae, Streptophyta, Magnoliopsida, Malpighiales, Euphorbiaceae.
AAAAAAAAGAAAAGAAACUAAAAUAAAGAUUUUCUUUUUUCUAGAAAAAAACAUUUUUGUUCAUCUCAGUGCAAAACGGGAAUUACGACUAGGAGCUAGUAGCGACUCAUCUCCAGCGCAGUUGGCGUUGCAUCUCGAACACCAAACCAGCUUUAUGCUUAUUUUCACUCAAAGAAACAGUAACAGCACACAAAAAGCCAAACCGCCAACAAAGAAGCCAUGAAAAGAACACUCAAAGCAUUCGUCAAUCUAGCUCUUUCUUCUCAAUCACAUCCACCACUACCCAUCAGACAGCUUUCGGUUUUAAGGGCUCUCUCCACCACCACCACCACCACCACCACUAGAGUCUCAACUGAGAGUAAGGAGAAAGAAUCCAAGAAAGACUCUUUCAUUCUUGAAAAAUUUAGGCAGAGAAAACUUCAGGGUUCUUUGAAAACAACAAUAGCAACAACUACCAAGCAACAGGAAAGGUCAAAUUGUCGUGCUGAUGUAGUAGUUGGGAGCAAAAGUGAGGCGAGUAUAGGAGAGGUGGUGUCUGGUUUUGAAGAGUUGGGUUUGAAAGAAGAAGUGGCAAUGGCUGCUGGUGAAUUGGGUGUUUGGGUUCCUACUGAAAUUCAAUGUGUUGGUAUUCCUGCUAUUUUGGAAGGCAAGAGUUUGGUUUUGAGUUCAAAUUCUGGGUCUGGCAGGACUCUCUCUUACUUGUUACCUCUUGUUCAAUUGUUGAGAGGAGAUGAGGCUUUGUCUGGAAUGAAGCCUAAGCAACCCAAAGCUAUUGUCUUAUGCACCACAGAGGAGCUAUCUGAUGAGGGAUUUCGCAUCGCUAAGUCUAUCAGCGAUUUUGCACGACUAAGCCGAAGUGGCUCUGAUCAUCUGUCUCCAGAGAAUAUGUCAAAACCCCCUAUUGGAAUGCUAAUAGGAACACCUUUUGAGGUUGUCCAGCAAAUUGAGGAGGGAAGCAUUGCAACUGAUGAUAUCAAAUACUUGGUAUUGGAUGAUGCAGAUGCCAUGUUUGAUAAUGGCUUUGGUCCUGAAAUCAGCAGGAUUAUAAGUUCAUUAAAAAAUCGAAAAUCGCAAUCAAAUGAUCAAAGACUCCAAACUGUUUUAGUUACUGAUACAAUGACAGAGGUAUUGGGAAAAAGUGGUAUUUUGGAGCGUCUUGAGCAUGAUAAUGCCGGAAAAGUGACUGCAAUAGUGUUGAAGAUAGACCAGAUGGAGGCGUUUGAGAUUAUCAAGUCCUCAGAUGCUCUGAAGAAGAAAAUGGCCGAGGCUAUUGACUCCUUUGCAUCAGGAUCUUGAAUUGAUCACUUCUUGCCUGGCGCUGGUGGAAUUGAAACAAAAAGGACAUGGCUAAAAGUAUAGCUUUGUUCUGUCGUGAACUUAACUUUUGAGGCUAAAGAUUAUGAAAAAAUUUCUCAGACACUCUGUAGUCUGAACCUGUUUCACUGGCAGAGAAUUUAGUUGCAUGUGUGUGACUUUGUAUAUAUAGUGCGAGUUAAAAGAAUAUGAUUACUUAUACUACAUGAUGAUUGGGAUUACUGUCAAGAUUUUCUAGUCAUUUACAAGCAUAAUUCUGCAUAUUUAUUUA